Messenger RNA from Dicrocoelium dendriticum, 2091 nucleotides. The record is from the annotation of a GenBank genome assembly. Lineage: Eukaryota; Metazoa; Platyhelminthes; Trematoda; Plagiorchiida; Dicrocoeliidae.
AUGCAUCAGCGGAAAGGUUUGUAUCGCAAAUCUAUUCUCUCCAUGGGCUGCCUAAAAGGGACCUUAUCCAGAUCACUAAUUCUUCUGACUAUUUACUCUCUCGGCCUGUAUUGUUUCAUGAAAGGUUUACUGCCCACAGAUCACCUCUCUCAUAUAAUUGAAGCUGAUCGGUCCAAUCAACCGUUCCCUUCAUUGUGUUUUCGCUGUGAAACAUGCCAACUGCCGUUGCCAGAGUUACCGCAUACGCAGCAAGUUGACUUGACUACUCUGAUUGGACUCGUUUCUGGCACCGGGAUACCAUCUCACAGUUUGGGACUUGUGGCACUUGAUUGGUUAAACACUUUUUGGUCAGACGUUCCUGGUAGAUUUGAUGCUUUGCUUCGAUCUGUCAGGCACGUUACUCGUUUAUGGGGUUUCACGGUGCCAUCACCUGGAGACUCGGUGAAGCACUUGAAGGAAGUGGUUCAUGACUGUUCUUCGAGUUUGAUAGCAUCUAAUGAAGCCUUGCUUUUAGAUAAUCUUAUGAAGAAGAUUACACUGGGAUUGUCGUAUAUGGCCCAUACCGGUGAUCAACAGAUGGUGGCGGACGUGGAGGCCAGAGUCACGCAGUUAAACACACAUGCUACAGAACUGCAUCGGCUCUUGACUAUGGUGCAGAAACGUGCACUCUCCGGAGAAUAUCAGCUAAACAUGAAGCAAAUGUUGUUUGGCGGUCUCCUGAUGUGGUUUGUUACUGCGGUCACAUGUCUGAACAUAGUACGUCAGGUCGCCUGUCGUCCAUGGGCUCCUCGUCACAAGCUCACUUCCCCAAACUCGAGGAUUGACGAAGCCUCGGAGCCACUUUCUGCCGCAUCACUCAGGACACUAAGCACAUUUUUUGUCGUCUGUUUGCUCAUCCAAACGUUCAGUCUGGCGGGCAGCAGCUAUGCGGAAGAGGAGCAUCAACUGUGGUACUAUUUCAGCGCCAGCGGUCUCAUCUUGUGCGCUACCUUUGUGCUUUUCGGUAACCACUCGAGGAUGGUUAAGAGAUCCACUUUAUCACCGGUAAUCAUUAUAUUGUUUCUCGAUCGAUUGUUCCUUCGACGAAUGCAUCAAACCGGUGAUCGAUGGAUCCAUUUACCGGAUCUCUCGGACUGGUUGUAUAGUCCCGAACACGCCGUUUGGUUGUGGCCCGCACAGCUAGCCCAGUGGUGUGCUUUGAUAUGUCUCCGUUGGUUCGCAAUCGAAAGGCACAGCCAAAUUUUCAAGGUUUUUGGCAAAAGCAAACCUCUUCAAUAUUCUCCCGUACUUUCAACUCUCACUAUAGCUGGUGUGCAAAUGUAUUACCGGUGGAAUGUUGACAGCGGCUAUAAAUACACAGCCGUUGUCUCCGCACGCGUCGUAUUUCUGUUGCUCCUCCUCGACUGCGUAGUUUCGCUUCACUGGCGUCGAACUUAUCAUUCGCUUCGACGCUUGUUACCGAGGUCGGAAGACCUGCCUCUGUGCGACUGUUGGACUGGAGGAGUCAUUCACCCUUUCAACACAUUCCCCAUGCUCAUCUGCAUUCUUGGACGCACAACUGUGGGGAUUUUGUGGAUCGGUAUCAUGAUCAAAGAAGUCUUGUUGGCCUGCUUCUUUCAGCGUUUCUGUAGGGAUUUCAAGUCUUCAUCACCCAAACUAUUUGGUCUGCAGUUUAACUGCGUUUGGCUCAUGUAUUGGAUCCAAGGAUGGGCUUCGUUUUUUCAGCAAGGCAAUUCCCUCAGCUUGGCUACCAUUGAUGUAUCUGCUGCCUAUGUUGGCCUCCAAACUUACCAGCCUGUAGUGUGUGGAUUGCUUUUGACUAUAUACACUUACGCUGGUCCUAUCUAUUGGCAGCUGGCUUACACUGCACGAUAUUCGGCAUUCGAAAUCGUCACUGGUGCAUCCUCUAAUAGGACGUACUUUCGCUUGGGGCUUGCCGUUCUUCCUAUCACAUUUUGCGCCACAGUAUGCUUUGUCUUGCGGUCUCAUCUGUUUAUCUGGACCGUAUUUACGCCUAAACUGCUGUACUUAGCGGUCUUUUAUGCUGCCUACGUUCCCAUUUUCUUGUUUUGCAGCGCGAUGCAUUUGUAA